Engraulis encrasicolus (European anchovy) is the source of this 3696-nucleotide messenger RNA. It is a transcript of the gene polk, whose product is annotated as polymerase (DNA directed) kappa. The transcript has 14 exons. Gene Ontology annotation, molecular function: DNA-directed DNA polymerase activity; damaged DNA binding. Gene Ontology annotation, cellular component: nucleus. The coding region runs from base 547 to 3627 and encodes 1026 amino acids. Gene Ontology annotation, biological process: error-prone translesion synthesis. The record is from RefSeq and is a predicted model, not a curated record. Lineage: Eukaryota; Metazoa; Chordata; Actinopteri; Clupeiformes; Engraulidae.
UGGCGCGGAAAUGUCAACAAAACCCAGGCAGCGGUAGUUCAAUGUAGAAGAAGAGGUGAAGUGGCUCCCAGUGCGUUAAAUUAGAGUUAAAUUAUGCCACUUAACUCUAUGUGUCAGCUGUGAAGCCUUUAGACAUCCUUUCUCCAGUACAGUUCUACCGUCGAGCCAAGAUUGGAGUCAUAUGUGGAGAUGGACAUCAUGUCAAGCUAAUGUCAAAUUAUGCUGUUAGCAGGUUAGCCUAUAGCUGUUACGCACUUUCUCUUUUUUGAACCAAAGACACUUGAUCAUCGACGAAUGGGCGUAUGGUGUGUUUCAAGACCUCGUCAUACCGACUGAUGAAGAUCUCGAGUGGGGCUAUUUAGCGGAUGACCACUUUCAGUCAAAGGUCUACUUCUGGGAAUGUAGGCAUUGUUGUCAUUUGGUGAUGAAGAGGACAUGGACCCAUCAUCAUUAUCAACUAGGUCAUAUCAUAUGUGAAGUAAAGACAGAAUCUGUCUGUCUCUAUUAGACAUUAUUACCUGCUAUACAGAAGCAUUUUAAAUAGACAUGGACGAGCAGGCAAGAGACGUGCCCGGGCUUGCCCCGACCUCGACUGCUGCUGCUGCCGCUGAGAAGGGGCUCGUGUCGAGGAUGGGACUCAACGACAACAAAGCAGGGAUGGAGGGACUUGACAGGGAGAAAAUCAACAAGAUCAUCCUUGAAACUUCGAAGGGCUCCAAGUUCUAUGAGAGUGAGCUGAAAAAGGAGCGGCAGAUGAACCAGCGCAUUGAGAAGAUGAUGGAGGAAAAAGCAAGGAUUACUGAUCAGCAUCUGUUGAAGGCACAAGCUCAGGUGGACAAGAUGAGGUCUGAGCUAGAGAGAAGACGCAACCUCAACCGUGUGAUCGUCCAUGUGGACAUGGAUGCCUUCUACGCGGCGGUGGAGAUGAGGGACUGUCCGGAGCUGAAGGACAAGCCCAUGGCUGUGGGAUCCAUGAGCAUGCUGUCCACCUCCAACUACCAUGCCAGAAGGUUUGGGGUGCGGGCCGCCAUGCCAGGCUUCAUCGCCAAGAAGCUCUGUCCACACCUGGUCAUCAUGCCCACCAACUUUGACAAGUAUCGAGCUGUCAGCGCACAGGUGCGUGAGGUGUUUGCAGACUACGACCCAAACUUUCUGCCCUUGAGUUUGGAUGAGGCUUACCUGGACAUAACAGAUCACCUGGAGCAGAGACUCUGCUGGCCAGAGAGCAGGAUGACCCACUACACCAGCUCCAGCAAGACUGAAGGUGGCAAGGAUGAGGCGCUGGUGUCCCCAACUCCCUCAGAGGUGGCCGAGUUGUCUCCUGUCCUGUUCGAUGACAGUCCUAUUGAGCUGGGGAAGUCCCCGGAGCAGCCCGGUGGCACUGCAGUGGUGUUUGGGAUCUGUGCUGAGGAGGCCGUGAGAGAGAUGCGCUUCCGCAUUGAACAGAAGACCUCACUAACCGCCAGUGCAGGCAUUGCUCCCAACACCAUGUUAGCUAAAGUCUGCAGUGACAAGAACAAACCCAAUGGCCAGUACAGGAUCCCUGCGGAGAGCCAAGCCGUGAUGGACUUCAUCCAGGAUCUCCCAGUCCGCAAGGUGCCAGGAAUUGGCAAAGUGACAGAGAAGCUGCUGGGUGCCCUGGACGUCCGCACCUGUUCCCACCUGGCCCACCAGAUGGCGCUGCUCUCCCUGCUAUUCUCCGAGACGUCCUGGCACCACUUCCUGGAGAUCUCUCUGGGGCUGGGCUCCACACACCUCGAAAGGGAUGGCGAGAGAAAAAGCAUGAGCACUGAAAGGACCUUCAAUGAGAUGAGUGAUGUGGAGGAGCAGAUGACUCUGUGUCGUGAGCUGUGUGAAGAUCUGGCUAAGGACCUGGCAAAGGAGGGCCUCAAGGGCAAGACAGUGACCCUGAAGCUGAAGAACGUGAUCUUCGAGGUGAAGACGCGGGCCUACACGCUGCAGUGUGCCGUCUCCAGCGCUGACGAGCUGUUCGCUGCCGCUAAGGACCUGCUCAGGGUGGAGGUGGACACUGUCAAGCCAGAGCCCCUCAGGCUGAGGCUUAUGGGUGUGCGCGUUUCUGGCUUUGUUGGGGCAGACGACAAGCGCGCCCAGCAGAAAAGCAUCAUGGGAUUCCUGCAGUCAGGAGGAAAAGGAAGUGGAACAGGAGGAACAGGAACGGGAACAGGAAGUGACAGCAUCAAAGCCGGCGAGCCAAAACCCAAAGCCCCAAAAACCGCUGCGGACACUUCCGCCACUACUACCACGACUUCCAUCACCACCACCAUGACCACAACCGAGGCUCCCCCUCUAGCGCCUGCUCCUCCAGCACCACCAGAGCCGUCUCAGGCCCUCACCUGGGCCAGAGCCAGGCCUGCCGCUGCUGCUACUGCUGCUGCGAACGGCAGCCACCCACAGCCUCAGCAGUCCUUCUUCCAGCGGGCCAAGGCCCAGAGGCUCCACCUGCAGACAAACCAAGGCACUGCAGCGGCAUCGGGGUUAGCAGAGUCGGUGCCGGUGACAUUGGCAGAUAGCCACAGACAUGACAACAACGACGAUGACAACAACCAUGACGCGGUGGCAUCGCUCUGCGGGUUAGGACACUUAGAAACGGACACUGUCCAGUCCAGUCGCACAACUACAAAGGCCGAAUGUGACGACGCCUGUGUAAACGUCAACGUCACAUCAUCGUCUUCAACCACGGCAGCUUCGAGUAUGUCCACCGCGACUGGACGUUCCUCUGCGUGGGCCAGUGACCUCAUCGUGUCGGACUCUCCGCCUUGCACGUCGGCGUCAGUGGCCGCGUUCGUCCGCCCCAUCCCCACCCCCACCCCCGCCUUCGCCCCACCACCACCACCCACCUCCAUCCAGAGCCUCACCUGCCCGGUGUGCUUUCGAACCAUGCACACCACGGACCUGGAAGUCUUUAACCAGCACAUCGACGCCUGUCUGAGCAGCAGCCCCGCUAGCCAGCCUGAGGACCAUGUCAUGACGAGCGUGGUGGAGGACCAUCCCAACGAAGAGAGUCGAGUUCGGGCAGCAACACAUCCGCAAUGUCCCUCACAGCCAGAUGCCAACAACAUGGCUCCACCGGUGACGCUUAACGUUGUCAGUGAUGAAGCUGUUUUGCAUUUGCAAACUAGCGAGAAUGAGGGAGAGCGGGUUAGCGUUACAUCCAGAUCGGAGCUCUCGGACAAUACCUCCUUGGCCCUUGACCCCACUAGUGUCCCUGGCCUGCUUCCUGUGCCUACCUGUGCAGAUCACGGUGACGAUGACAAUGACCCAAUGACCCUGACGUGCCCUGUGUGCUGUCUGCCGCAGAGCACGCGAGACCUGGCCGUCUUCAACCGGCACGUGGACGAGUGUCUGAACCGCGAGGCACUGGAGGAGCUGCGAGGAGGAGACCCUACCAUCACUACCACCACAAGCAUCACCACCUCCUGCACACAAGGCACCGCACCCUUCACUAACCAGCCCCAAGGUAGAGGUCAACCUAUUCAGAAAAGGGCAAAUUCCAGGGGGAAGAGCAAAAGGUCAGGAUCUCCCCCGUCUCAGCCCUCUAAGAAGAGCAAAGUGUCGGCCGCUGCCGCUGCUGCUUCCAAGAACACCAUCGACCGCUUCUUCAGAUGACAAGGGCUCUGACGGACUGAGGCCAGAGCAGCAAUAGGAGAAGUCUUAAGUCGUGAUGGACGCCCAGCU